GAGCGCCGCGAUCCUCGGCUCGGCCAGCGGCCUAGUUCGCCUGCCGCUGGCGCUUCCGCUUCCGCUUCCGCUUCCGGGAGCCCCAGGCCCUCCGCGUCCGAGGCGCCAGGCAUGGCGAGGAGCCGGCUGGAGACCGUGGGGAGCGUUUUCUCGCGGACUCGGGACCUGAUUCGGGCUGGAGUGUUGAAGGAGAAGCCCCUUUGGUUUGAUAUAUAUGAUGCCUUCCCCCCGCUAAGAGAGCCGGUCUUCCGGAGGCCCCGCUUGCGAUACGGCAAAGCGAAAGCUGCUAUCCAGGACAUUUUGUACCCGGAGGAUCGGAUUAGAGCGAAAUUUUAUUCAGCCUAUGGAUCUGGUCAGAAAGUUUUUGAUCUGUUCAAUCCAAACUUCAAGUCUACCUGUCAACAGUUUGUGGAGAAAUACAUUGAGCUCCAGAAACUCGGAGAAACAGAUGAAGAGAAGUUAUUUGUGGAAACAGGGAAGGCUUUAUUGGCAGAAGGUGUCAUUUUGAGACGAGUAGGAGAAGCAAGGACUCACAAGGAAGGUAGUCACGUUUCCUGGAAAUCUGAACCCAAGGAUGCCGAACCCCAAACAGUAUUGGAAAAAAAACCAGCCUCUGCAAGAACUUCCACAGGACCAGCAUUCGGAGGCUUCUGAAGAACAGUCGAAAGGUCUUUCACCUCCCUGAAGAACUUGUAUACCGUGUAUACUGACAUCCAAACUGUGUUCACUAGAUGAAUGUUGAACUGUUUUUAACAGUUGAACUGUGUAAAUGUUUCACAGUCUCUAAGGCAAUAUGUUUGUCUUCUUUUAGUUUCUAUUUCUAGGUUGUCAUAAAUCUCAGUUUCACGGUUUAAAUGAACUUUUAUGUUGGGACGAUAUUAAAUAAAGAAUUCCCUGACUGUUUAUAAAGUAAAUUUACUUUAAAAGUGUAAAUAACAUGAAGAAACCUUUAUAAGCAUUGUUUGAAUGGGACUCAUUCUGACUAGGUUUGCUUGGAUUUUUGUGUUAACAUGUGGGUUAGCUAUAUUUGGUUCUCAGGUAUCUUUCUCUUUUCUGGCUCCUUCAGGCUUUUACUUGUGCAUUUGGUAUGUCCCCUGGGCCACCUGUUUCUGUUAACCCAUAAUCUUUACAUUUUGCUAUAGAGCUGUUGAUCUUCAGCUUAAGAGGCCCAGCUGACCUGUGCUUUGUGGUAAGAGUAAGAACCUAUCAUUGAUGAUAGACCAAGGUCAAAACCAUAGCUUUAAUCUCAUAGACUUAAGAGUUCUGGAGACAAUUAGCAUAUGCCCAAACAUAGUCUGCUCAGUAAAGAUUUGAAUGAAUAAACGAUUACAUUCAGCUAAAGACUGAAUUCAGAGAACAAGUAUAGAUAACUGGAUUGCCAAGAGGGGGCCAGCUCAGUUAGACACUGCUCUCCACCACCAUCCACUUGUCUCCGUGGUGUAGAGAUGUACUUACAAGACCGUACGAACUGUUCUCCUUUCUUCAUUUUCAUAUCUUCUGCUGAAUAAAUGAAAUAUUCUUCUGA
Molecule: messenger RNA, 1525 nt
Organism: Nyctereutes procyonoides (raccoon dog)
Lineage: Eukaryota; Metazoa; Chordata; Mammalia; Carnivora; Canidae
Gene: MRPS23
Product: mitochondrial ribosomal protein S23
Exons: 5
Coding region: 112-654 (180 amino acids)
Biological process (GO): translation
Cellular component (GO): mitochondrion; ribosome
Molecular function (GO): structural constituent of ribosome
Source: RefSeq, a predicted model, not a curated record